Cajanus cajan (pigeon pea) is the source of this 3710-nucleotide messenger RNA. RefSeq names its product Pentatricopeptide repeat (PPR) superfamily protein. NCBI's taxonomy places the organism in Eukaryota, Viridiplantae, Streptophyta, Magnoliopsida, Fabales, Fabaceae. Gene Ontology annotation, molecular function: RNA binding; protein binding; zinc ion binding. Gene Ontology annotation, biological process: RNA modification. The record is from RefSeq and is a predicted model, not a curated record.
UAUUUUCUACAUGUAAUAUGCAAAUUUACUUUGAGAUAUAUGAAAUAAACACCUUUCAAUUUUUAUUUCCUAAAAUCUUAGUUUCCUCCAUAAAGAAAUCUAUCCUUUAAUCUUUUAUCAAAGAGCUUUUUCUUGUGCGAAGAUUCUCCCCUCAAACUUUCAUCCUUAAGUGUAACACAUUAUUCCUUGUCUUCUACCACCAUCUUGUGACUUUCGAAAGCUUAUUGCAUCCAUACUAGUGAAAAGAUCCACCAUAACUCUAAUAAUUUUCAUCAAUAAUCUAGAACUGAAAAUCACCUAAACUAUGUUAGAAUUUCAAAGGUUGAUUUCAUUCGAUUAUUCCCAUCUUAUAAUUAAAAGAACCCUAAAAAUGACCUAUCACACUUGAUAAAUUUUGUCCCCAGAAAAAAAAAAAACUAAAAACCAGAGUGAACUUACCUCUCUUGAAUUGAUGAUGGCACACACAGCAGCAUUGUUUCAGUUACCAAUCCCCAGACAGUGACAUCAACCUGAGCAUGUGUGGGAUGUUCCAGGCCCUGUCCCAAUGCCUAACCUCCCCCACGGCGUCCCUGCGCCACGCGAAGCAAGCCCACGCCGUCCUCCUCCGCCUCAACCUAUUCUCCGACACCCACCUCACCACAGCCCUCAUCUCUCUCUACGCCAACACUUUCUCUCUCUCCAGCCCCCAACUCCACCUCAUCCUCGCCACCCUCCCCAACCCCACCCUCUUCUCCUUCUCCUCUCUCAUCCACGCCCUCGCCCGCUCCUCCCACUCCCCCCUCGUCCUCGCCGCUUUCUCCCACCUCCCCUCCCGCCGCCUCGCCCCCGACGCCUUCCUCCUCCCCUCCGCCAUCAAGGCCUCCGCCACCCUCCGCGCCCUCCGCCCCGGCCAGCAGCUCCACGCCUUCGCCGCCGCCUCCGCCCUCGCGUCCGACUCCGUCGUCGCCUCCUCCCUCAUCCACAUGUACCUCAAGUGCCACCAACUCUCUCACGCCCGCCAACUGUUCGACACAAUGCCCCACCGAGACGUCGUCGUCUGGAGCGCCAUCAUCGCCGGCUACUCCCGCCUUGGCCUCCUAGACGAGGCCAAGAACCUCUUUUGCGCCAUGAGGGAUCAUGGGGUGGACCCCAAUUUGGUGACGUGGAACGGCAUGCUUGCUGGGUUCGGUAACAGCGGCUUGCACGGUGAGGCCGUGGCCAUGUUCCGCGUGAUGCUGGUGGAAGGAUUUUUCCCUGACGGCAGCACUGUCUCCUGCGUGCUUCCCUCUGUGGGGUGCUUGGAGGAUACGGUAAUGGGUAAGCAGGUUCAUGGCUAUGUCAUCAAGCAAGGUUUUGGGUGUGAUAGGUUUGUGGUUAGUGCAAUGCUUGACAUGUAUGGGAAAUGUGGCUGUGUGGAGGCGAUGGGGCAGGUGUUUGAUGAGGUCGAGGAAAUUGAAGUUGGUUCUUUGAACGCUUUUCUCACUGGCUUGUCGCGGAAUGGCUUGGUUGAGGAGGCGUUGGAGGUGUUUAGGAGGUUCAAGGAGAGUGGGAUGGAGAUGAAUGUUGUCACGUGGACGUCGGUGAUUGCUAGCUGUUCGCAGAACGGGAGGGAUUUGGAGGCGUUGGAGCUUUUUAGAGAUAUGCAGGCUGAUGGGGUGGAGCCUAAUGCUGUGACCAUCCCCAGCUUGAUUCCUGCUUGUGGGAAUGUUUCGGCGUUGACGCAGGGGAAGGAGAUUCAUUGCUUUUCUCUCAGAAAGGGUAUUUUUGAUGAUGUGUAUGUAGGUAGUGCUUUGAUUGAUAUGUAUGCGAAGUGUGGGAGGAUUCAAUUGUCACGGCAUUGUUUCGAUAGGAUGUCGGCCCCAAAUUUGGUUUCGUGGAAUGCUGUUAUGAGUGGGUAUGCGAUGCACGGGAAGGCUAAGGAGACAAUGGAGAUGUUUCAUUUGAUGCAGCAGAGUGGCCAGAAGCCUGACUCUAUUACAUUUACGUGUGUGUUGUCUGCGUGUGCGCAAAAUGGCCUGACUGAGGAAGGGUGGCGUUAUUAUAAUAGUAUGUCUGAAGAAUAUGGUGUUGAGCCUAGAAUGGAACAUUAUGCUUGCAUGGUGACACUUCUCAGCCGUGUUGGAAAACUUGAAGAAGCUUACUCUAUCAUUAAGGAAAUGCCGGUUGAGCCUGAUGCUUGUGUAUGGGGGGCCUUGCUGAGUUCUUGUAGAGUUCACAAUAAUUUGGGUUUAGGUGAGAUUGCUGCGGAGAAGCUUUUCCUUUUGGAACCAGCCAACCCUGGGAACUACAUUCUUCUGUCCAAUAUCUAUGCUUCAAAGGGCAUGUGGGGUGAAGAAAAUAGAAUGCGUGAAGUGAUGAAAAGUAAGGGAUUGAGGAAAAACCCUGGCUAUAGUUGGAUUGAAGUUGGACACAAAGUACACACGCUUCUUGCUGGUGACCAAUCACAUCCACAAAUGAAAGAGAUUUUGGAGAAGUUGGAUAAAUUGAAUAUGGAGAUGAAGAAGUCUGGUUACCUCCCUAAGACUAACUUUGUGCUGCAAGAUGUGGAGGAACAGGAUAAGGAGCAGAUAUUGUGUGGGCACAGUGAAAAAUUGGCAGUAGUAUUAGGACUACUCAACACAAGUCCAGGACAACCUCUUCAAGUGAUUAAGAAUCUGAGAAUCUGUGAUGACUGCCAUGCUGUGAUAAAAGUAAUAAGCAGAUUGGAAGGAAGAGAAAUUCAUGUAAGGGACACGAAUCGUUUUCACCAUUUCAAAGAUGGUGUUUGUUCUUGUGGAGAUUUUUGGUAAAUUGCUCACGGUUUUCUGGGGACUUAUCUUCAAGAGGAAUUCUCUGCCAUGGUCCUUCAAUAGAUCAGAAAACGGAUAAUAAUCAAGAUUAUUUGCUUUGACAAGAAUUUGGUGCCAUGGAGUUUAAAAUCUCGAGAAUGAAGAUAUGUGUGCUUCAUCUUUUGGUGACAGACAGCUUAAUAAUUCUUGGUGGCUCCAGUCGUUUUCAGUUUGGUAAACUUUUCUCUUCACUUCCAUUUGUUCUUGUAAUCAAGAUUUAUAGCUGCCUGCCUGAUGGAAGAAGGGAGACAACUUUCAGGUCUAUGCGACUAUGCGAGAAGAAAACUUUGCCUAAUUAUAUUAUUUUCUAUUAUCUGAAGCCUUUUAAUGGUUGAGACUUGAGAAUAAACUUGAGUAUCUGUGAAGCAGUUGACAUGUUAGAGUAGAUGGUUCUCUUCCUUUGACACUGUCCUUUUCAAGAUCUGAUAGGCUGUAAUCAGCAUGAUUGAGGAACCGGGUGACGACGAAGAAUUCCGAGAAAACUAUACAUUGAACUGCCAAACUACCUACUUUCUGGCUCUUUCCAUCAACCAUUUUGUGGCUAACAGAUCAUCUAUAAUGUUUCCUGAACACUCAUGGCCAGAUUAUGUAGAUUUUCCUUUACAAGGGUCACCAUGUCCAUGUUAGUGGUAGAUACCUGAUUUCACAUCAGUUAGUAGAUUCAAAGCCAAGUUCAUUUGUGAUACUUCUCAUCAGAGCCUCCAAACCUUCCAGAAGUUUUUUCUCUGGAGCAGAGCAUGUAUUUCUUCUGAUUACAUUUCAUUUAUCAUAUUGGACUAACUUUUUUUUAUCAUAAUAAAUGUUGCUUCUUUAACUGUGACGUUUAUGUGGGUAUGUAUGAAGGCACCGUUUAAGGAUGUCUCAUGAAUUUAAGAGACGUGAUUCUUUGGUUCUGCUGCGUGA